Molecule: messenger RNA, 581 nt
Organism: Drosophila busckii
Lineage: Eukaryota; Metazoa; Arthropoda; Insecta; Diptera; Drosophilidae
Product: zinc finger protein 530-like
Exons: 3
Coding region: 50-544 (164 amino acids)
Biological process (GO): regulation of transcription by RNA polymerase II
Cellular component (GO): nucleus
Source: RefSeq, a predicted model, not a curated record
UGCACACUGACAUAAAAAACUAGCAAAUGUUUUUGUCAAUUGUAUUACAAUGGAAGAGAAUAAGCCGUUCAGAUGCGAAGUAGAUGGCUGUACUAAAGGCUUUUGGCACAAGGCAGGUCUCAAGCGACAUCUCAACUCCCACUUAAAGGUAAAGAAGGAACUUGUUUGGGAAUGCAGCGAAUGCGUAAAAACUUUCAGCCAAGUGGAGUCGCUGCGGCGUCAUGUCAGAACUGCGCACGAUAGUGUCAUGUUUAUCUAUAGUUGCACAUUUGAAGGUUGCAACAUGAUGUUCCAGCGCAAGGAUAAUUUGGAUAGACAUGCUGCCUCCCAUUCUGAAUAUACUUGGACUUGUGACACUUGUGGCAGAUCUUUUGCCAGAAGAGAUGCUCUAACACGACACAAGCGUAUUCAUACACGCAAGACACAAAAAGCGAAAAAUUUGGUUGUUCAGCUCGAUGAAGGUCCAAAUACGGAAGCAACUCUGGAUUAUAUUAUAUACACGGACGAGGAGGAGGAAGAAAGUGUGAACAAUAUAAUUAACUAAUUGCACUCUAUUUAAACAUAAAAACAUAAACAAAUUA